AUGAAGGAAGCACUUGUUACCAAAGGCCCCGAGGUGCAGGUGGUGGACUCGCCGGUCCCAUCACCCAACGACGACCAGGUGCUCAUCCGCGUGGUGGUCAGCGGCAGCAACCCCAAGGACUGGAAGAUGGCCGAGUGGUUCCGCAAGGCGCCGUCCAACGAGGGCGACGACAUCGCCGGCGUGGUCGAGCGCGUCGGAGCCAACGUGUUCGAGUUCAAGCCCGGCGACCGUGUUGCCGCCUUCCACGAGAUGGCCACCCCGCACGGCAGCUACGCCGAGUAUGCUGUCGCCUGGGCCCACACCACGUUCCACAUUCCCCACGAGACGACGUUUGAGGAAGCCGCCGCGUUGCCCCUCGCCGCCAUGACAGCCGCCGUCGGACUAUACGCGCGGCUGGGGCUGCCGCAGCCGCUGGCCCCACGGCCCGACGACGCCCCGCCCCUGCCGCUCAUCAUCUACGGCGCGUCGUCGGCGGUCGGCAUCUACGCAGUGCAGCUCGCACGGCGCAGCAAUAUCCACCCACUGAUCUGCGUCGCCGGGCGCGCGCGCGACUACGUUUCGGGGUUCCUCGACAAGGCCCGCGGCGACGUCGUCGUCGACUACCGCGAUGGCGACGACGCUGUCGUGGCAGGGAUUCUCUUAGCCGCUGGAGACAAAAAAUUGAUGUACGCCCUCGACGCCGUGUCCGAGGGCAGCUCGCCGGCGAACCUCGCGCGCGUGCUGGACGCCGGCGGCGGCGCGCAGGCCACCUUCGUGCUGUACGGCCGCCAGGACCUACCGGCGCAUAUCGUGCAGAACGUGACGACUGUGGGGAGCGUGCAUAAGGAUUUGAAGGACUUCGGGCAUGUGUAUUACCGGUACUUUGCGCGCGGGCUGCAGGAGGGCUGGUUCAAAGGCCAGCGCACGCAGGUUAUGCCGGGGGGGCUGGGUGGGAUUGAGGCGGCGCUGAAAGAUCUCAAGGCCGGGAAUGCGAGUGCGGUGAAGUAUGUUUUCCGCAUUGCCGAGACGGAGGGGGUUGUGGGUAGUAGGGAGGGGGAGUAG
Lasiosphaeria miniovina is the source of this 1041-nucleotide messenger RNA. Its product is annotated as chaperonin 10-like protein. Gene Ontology annotation, molecular function: oxidoreductase activity, acting on NAD(P)H. The coding region runs from base 1 to 1041 and encodes 346 amino acids. The record is from RefSeq and is a predicted model, not a curated record. Lineage: Eukaryota; Fungi; Ascomycota; Sordariomycetes; Sordariales; Lasiosphaeriaceae. The transcript is spliced from 3 exons.